Messenger RNA from Symbiodinium pilosum, 513 nucleotides. NCBI's taxonomy places the organism in Eukaryota, Dinophyceae, Suessiales, Symbiodiniaceae. The record is from the annotation of a GenBank genome assembly.
AUGCUUGGCCCGGCGCUGGCAGAUCCUCAGCAGUUGGAGGAGGAGGAGGACUCCGAGGAAGCAGAGGGGGCAGGGCUGGAUAUCAAGGUUGACCUGGCAAAGCGCCGAAAACGACUGGAGGCGCAGCUCUUCGCAGUGCCUCGCAGGCGGAGGAAGAAUGACUUUUGGCCCAGCGCCUUGGAGACCGACAAGGCUGAGGCGUCUCAGCCCAUCAAGUGUGAGCUUCCAAUCAAGUCAGAGGAAGCACUUCCCAAAGCGGUGAAACGUGAGCUCGUUGCCACUUCUUCCAACCCAUCAGGUGCCGAUGAUGCGCCUUCGAGCGCUCUGCUAAAGCGACGCAGACGAGGAGAUGCCAGAAGCGAGGAGGGAGCUGACAACGGAGAGGCGAGCGAGGACACAAGGGAGCCAUACUCCACAGGUCGCACGCUGCGGGGGCUGCCGCACGACGAUUUGCUACGCCUAGCCGGCCAACUGGAGCACCGCUAUCUGGGCUCCGUGGCUGUGACUGCAUAA